Molecule: messenger RNA, 1833 nt
Organism: Jaculus jaculus (lesser Egyptian jerboa)
Lineage: Eukaryota; Metazoa; Chordata; Mammalia; Rodentia; Dipodidae
Gene: Asb15
Product: ankyrin repeat and SOCS box containing 15
Exons: 10
Biological process (GO): intracellular signal transduction
Cellular component (GO): cytoplasm
Molecular function (GO): protein binding
Source: RefSeq, a predicted model, not a curated record
AUGAAACAAGACAUGCAAUGUCUUCCUAAAUAUAGAGAAAAGGGUUGUGCAUUUGAAAGAAGAUUUAUAGUAGCUGUUACACAAAUGGAUAGACAGGUACAAAAUGUUCUAAGAGCAGAUGUGUCACUGAAAGGUGACAGCUGUGUCUUAAUGCGUCAAGCACACAUUUUCUCAUUUGUACCACUAAGUGAUCAGAACAGAAAGCUUAUAGAAGCCAUCAGGCAAGGUCACAUCCUUGAGCUCCAGGAGUGUGUGAAAUACAAGUAUGCUCUGGAUGAAGCUGAUGAGAAGGGAUGGUUCCCAUUGCAUGAAGCUGUCGUUCAACCCAUUCAGCAAAUACUUGAGAUCGUCUUGGAUGCAUCCUAUAAGACACUCUGGGAAUUCAAGACUUGUGAUGGAGAAACACCCUUGACUUUGGCCGUUAAAGCUGAUCUGGUGGAAAAUGUAAGGACUUUAUUAGAAAAGGGAGUGUGGCCCAACACCAAAAAUGAUAAAGGAGAGACACCUCUUCUGAUUGCUGUACAAAAGGGCUCCUAUGACAUGGUGUCUGCUCUGAUUAAACAUGAUACCAGUCUUGACCAGCCAUGUGUCAGGCGCUGGUCAGCGAUGCACGAGGCAGCCAAGCAAGGUCGUAAAGACAUCACAGCUCUGCUCCUAAGUCACGGAGGCAAUGUCCACCUGAGAGAUGGAUUUGGAGUCACACCGCUGGGAGUGGCUGCUGAGUAUGGUCACUGUGAUGUGUUAGAGCACCUAAUCCACAAAGGUGGUGACGUGUUUGCUUUGGCGGAUGACGGAGCCUCCGUGUUGUUUGAGGCAGCCGGAGGGGGUAACCCUGACUGCAUUUCCCUCCUGCUGGAAUAUGGAGGAAGUGGAAAUGUGCCUAACAAAGCAGGGCACCUUCCCAUACACCGAGCUGCCUAUGAGGGACAUUAUCUUGCUCUGAAAUACCUUAUCCCAGUAACAUCCAAAAAUGCCAUCCGGAACAGUGGGCUAACUCCAGUUCACUCAGCAGCAGAUGGACAAAACGCCCAGUGCCUAGAACUACUGAUUGACAAUGGCUUUGAUGUCAACGCUCUACUUGCUGACCACAUAUCUCAGAGCUAUGAUGAUGAGAGAAAGACUGCGCUGUAUUUUGCUGUCUCUAACAACGAUGUCCAUUGCACAGAAAUCCUUCUGGCUGCAGGGGCAGAUCCAAAUUUAGAUCCCCUCAACUGUCUACUUGUGGCAGUGAGGGCCAACAGUCACGAAAUUGUCAGGUUGCUUCUCUCCCAUGGAGCUAACGUCAAUUGCUAUUUUAUGCACGUGAACGACACCCGUUUCCCCAGUGCCAUUCAGUAUGCCUUGAAGGACGAGGCUAUGCUGAGGCUACUGCUGAACAAUGGCUACCACGUGGAGAUGUGCUUUGACUGUACCCAUGGAGACAUCUUUGGAAAUUCGUUUGUGUGGUCAGAGAAAGAGGAAGAGGUUCUCCCAGGAUGGACAUCUUGCAUAAUAAAAGAUAACCCUUUUUGUGAGUUUAUUACAGUUCCUUGGAUGAAGCACCUGGUAGGCAGCGUUGUCCGCAUCCUAGUAGAUUACAUGGAUUAUGUUCCACUGUGUGCUAAACUGAAGUCUGCUCUUGAAGUACAGAGAGAGUGGCCAGAAAUCCGACAAAUACUAGAGAAUCCUUGCUCAUUAAGGCAUUUGUGCCGCCUGAAAAUUCGAAGACUUAUGGGACUCCAGAGACUCUGCCAGCCAGCCUCCAUGGAGAAGCUUCCUCUGCCACCAGCUAUUCAAAGAUACUUAUUAUUUAAAGAGUAUGAUCUCUAAGGACAGCAACUAAAAUUGCUAUAG